This is a messenger RNA of Colletes gigas, 969 nucleotides long. RefSeq lists its product as uncharacterized. NCBI's taxonomy places the organism in Eukaryota, Metazoa, Arthropoda, Insecta, Hymenoptera, Colletidae. The record is from RefSeq and is a predicted model, not a curated record. The transcript has 5 exons. Bases 109 to 507 code for a protein of 132 amino acids. Gene Ontology annotation, molecular function: odorant binding.
GUUGCCUGGUCAGUCGAACAAACGAUUCUUGUCGAGGACUAUUCUGCUGCCAUUUGGUUCCUGGUUCACGAUUUCAUUUUACUUUCGACUAUCUUUGAAGCUACCAUUAUGAGAACCAUCGCAAUCUUCUUGUGCUAUUUGUGCUUCGUGACUUGCACGUUAGUUCGUGCCGAUGACGAACACCCACGGCUUAUGUGUCUCGCGAAAAUGGGUAUGACACGCGCCGAUCUGCCGAGCUUGUUGACCGACGAUUCCGAAGAGGCAGUGAGGAAACGUGGCUGCCUCGAAGCUUGUUUCAUGCAGAAAAUCGGUAUAAUGGAAGGUAAUACCAUAAACAUGGAUAAAAUACACGCUGAGAUAGAUAAGGUUUUAGCAAACAGCGACCAAAUAGAGACCAUUCAUCAAAGCGUACAUCAGUGUGCAACCGAUGCUGCCGACGAUGACGAGUGCAUAGUAGCCCAAAAGUUUGCCAAAUGUGGAUUGGAAUAUUUGAAACUUCGUCUCUAAAAUUUUAACACCGUCUCCGUCCAGUAAUUGUUUUAUUUUAUUAAUAUUCCUAUCAUGAAAGUAUUUUUAGCUCAAUUAGGUGUAUCCUCCACGCAUGUAUUAUUUUACAAAUAUGCGGAAAUUGAUAAGAAAUUAUGUAAUUCCUUCGUGCCUACCUACGGAUGCACACUUUUAUUUGCCUUUGAAGGUUGAAACAAUUAAUUGCAAUUUACGAUUAGUGUGCAGAGAGACAUUAUAAAAAUAAGUUAGCAGCUCUUACAAGUAUAACCAUUUAUUAAAUAACACGUACUCGGCUAUGCUUUGCAGCUUUAAGAGCGACUCUCCCGUCCAGUAUUUAUAGUUCCCCGAUUGAAAAUCGAUAUCCCGAUUAUCUGUCAUUUAUAUCCAUGUACUUGCAAUACAUAAUUUUAGUAACACAGUAUUGAUACUAGUUUUGUGGAAAUAAAUAUUCUUAAUCAGAAA